AUCAAACAACACGCUUGGUUAAACUCAGUACUUGCAUCUUCACUUCAAGAUCUUUCCAAUUUUGUUUUUUUGUUUGAUCCAAAUUUGAUAACAUUAUGGAUCGCAAGUUCCUCCUAACAGUUACAUUGAUCUGCAUUGUCGUCGCCGGUGUCGGUGGCCAAUCUCCGAUCUCAUCUCCGACCAAAUCUCCCACCACUCCUUCUGCUCCAACUACUUCCCCUACUAAAUCCCCCGCCGUUACUUCUCCCACAGCUGCUCCUGCGAAGACUCCGGCUUCUUCAGCUUCUUCACCUGUAGAAUCACCGAAAUCUCCGGCUCCUGUUAGCUCGUCUCCACCACCGACAUCUGUUCCAGAGAGCUCUCCUCCGGCUCCUGCACCAAAGGCUUCUUCUCCAGUGAGCUCUCCACCAGUUCCAGCACCAGUAGCUGAUUCUCCUCCAGCUCCAGUAGCUGCUCCGGUCGCUGAUGUACCGGCUCCUGCUCCAAGCAAGCAUAAGAAGACUACAAAGAAAUCGAAAAAGCAUCAAGCACCGGCUCCGGCUCCAGAACUCCUUGGUCCACCUGCACCACCGGCUGAAUCUCCCGGACCUAACUCCGACGCAUUUUCUCCCGGUCCUUCCACAUCCGCCGACGAUCAGAGCGGAGCGGAGAGCACAAGGGUGUCGAGGAAUGUAGCGGUAGGAGCGGUUACAACCGCGUGGGCCGUUCUCGUUUUGGCAUUCUAAAUUUAUCAUUUCAUCCCUAAAUUUUUUUAGUUUUUAUCUUUUUGACCCUACCAUUGUCUCUUUCUUUACGAAUUUGGUAUUGAGUAUUAUUAUUUAAUUGAUUAUACAGUUUCUUUUCUUUUAUUUUAUUUAUAUGAAAAUAAUAAGAAAUUCAGUAUCUGUCA
This is a messenger RNA of Arabidopsis arenosa, 889 nucleotides long. Lineage: Eukaryota; Viridiplantae; Streptophyta; Magnoliopsida; Brassicales; Brassicaceae. The record is from the annotation of a GenBank genome assembly.